This is a messenger RNA of Colletes gigas, 1313 nucleotides long. Its product is annotated as nucleoside diphosphate-linked moiety X motif 19-like. The transcript has 5 exons. Lineage: Eukaryota; Metazoa; Arthropoda; Insecta; Hymenoptera; Colletidae. Gene Ontology annotation, molecular function: hydrolase activity, acting on acid anhydrides, in phosphorus-containing anhydrides. Gene Ontology annotation, cellular component: mitochondrion. The record is from RefSeq and is a predicted model, not a curated record. Bases 137 to 1252 code for a protein of 371 amino acids.
ACAGCUUUUAAAUUUUGUUAGGUUACAAAAUUAACUUAUGGAAUCAUAACCUUGCCGAUUACUUUUGUAUAAAAUCAAUUAUAUAAGUUCUUCGAUAUAUUUAUAAAAUUACAAGUGCUUUAAUUAACAAAGAAUAAUGAAAAUUUUUAAAGAAUCGGCGAGUUUAAUUCUAGCAGCUAGACAUAUGCAAAAAUAUAUUCGUUCUUCACCUCCUACAAACUUUCAGUACAAUUAUAAUUUGUUGUGCCUGAAACGACACCAUAAUUCAAACUUUUUGCCGAGCACAUAUGUGUUCCCUGGAGGGGUAGUGCAUUCAUCUGACGCGGAUUUGAAAUGGCACAAUCUUUUUUCCACGUUUGGCGUCGACACCAACAGCUUUGCAUCUUUAGUACCAAAUAGUGCUGUACGACCUCGAAUUUUUAAACCGAAACCAAACGAAUUACCAAAAGAAAUUUCCUUACGAAUUACCGCUAUCCGUGAAACCUUCGAAGAAUGCGGCAUAUUAAUUUGCAAAAAAUCGCCAAACCACCUACAUUCUGAUUGGGCAGAACACGUUGAAAUUUCCGAAAUUGAAUUGCACGAUUGGCAGACGAAGGUGCAUAACGAUGCCACGGAAUUUUAUACGUUAUGCGAGAACUUUAAGUGUUACCCAGACUUGUGGGCCCUUUACGAAUGGAGCAAUUGGUUGACACCGACUUAUUUCCCCGGAAGACGUUACGAUACUGUGUUUUAUUUAGCCUGCGUGCCAAUUAUGCUUCGCACUAUGUGCGAAGUUACGGAAAUAGAGGACUUGAAAGUAAAAUUCUACUCAAUGUGGGAUGUGCCAGGAAAUUUUAUAUUUUCUUCUUCGGGUAUUGUAUUACCACCUCCUCAACAAUAUGAAAUUGCAAGAAUAGCAAAAUUUGAAAGUAUAGAUAAUUUGCUAGAUUUUGCAAUCGAUCGUAGCAAAAUGGGAGUGCGUUUGAAUCUGCCAGUGAAAGUGGAGUUAAAAGAUGGUAAAGUGCAUGUUUUGCCAGGAGACUCGAUGUAUCCCAAACAUGCUAACUUAUUUGACGAGCAAAUAAUCGACAGAACCGACGUUACUAUUAGCGAGUUUCGAGAUAUAUCGCCCAUAAAAAAUAGAAUGGAGUUUUUUAAUUUAGAAGUCAAGGAGCUUUUCGUUCAAAAUUUCGAUAGUGUGGAUGGUCAUUUACCUCCUAUGCAAUUGAAAAAUAUUCGUGUGAAACAGACACACAAAAAGUCAAAAUUAUGAUACAUUAAAUAUUCGUCCCUAUUGUGAAAGUGAAUUAUGAAUAGAUAAUAAUUGUAAAUAA